AUGGAUUGCAUCCCUGUGCCAAUUGUUUGCUUUCAAUGCGGGACGGAUCAAAAUCCCUGCCAUUGCAAGGUUGUUGGGCCUACGAUUGGAUUCCUGGUGACUGUUGGCAUGGCGAUCGUUUGUUGGCCAGCAAGCCUUCUCUGCUGUUGCUGCGCGACUGACACGGGAAAAAAGGUUCUGGCGUUGCCGGUGGACACGGGGAAUUCCAUCUCUAAUGCCAUCCCGAUAUGA
Molecule: messenger RNA, 231 nt
Organism: Paraphaeosphaeria sporulosa
Lineage: Eukaryota; Fungi; Ascomycota; Dothideomycetes; Pleosporales; Didymosphaeriaceae
Exons: 3
Coding region: 1-231 (76 amino acids)
Source: RefSeq, a predicted model, not a curated record